UGCUCAAAACCCCUAUCCGUUACUGCAAAUGGAACCGUUUCAGUAUUCUAACUGCGGGAAACAGUUCAAGCAAUCCACUACCCUGAUAACACAUCAGCAGAAUCACAACGCAGAGAGACCAUUCACCUCCUCAGGGAAUGGGAAAAGAUUGACUCGCUCGUCUCAGCUGACGACGCAACUUCAAGCUCACACCAGGGAGAGACUGUCUAUCUGCUCCGAGGGCGGGAAGAAAUUCAAUCGAUCGUCCCAUCUGAUGAGGCACCAGCAGGUUCACACCGGGGAGAAGCCGUUCACCUGCACUGAGUGCGGGAAGUGGUUCACUCAGUCGUCCAGCUUAAUAACGCACCAGCGGAUCCACACCGGGGAGAGGCCGUUCACUUGUUCUGGGUGCGGGAAGGGAUUCACUCGGUCGACUAGCUUAUUGGCGCACCAGCGGGUCCACACUGGUGAGAGGCCGUUCACUUGUUCUGAGUGCGCGAAGGGAUUCACUCAGUCGACCAGCUUAUUGCCCCACCAGCCGGUUCACACAGGGGAGCAGCCGUACACCUGCGGCGAAUGUGGGAAGAGAUUCACGCAAUCCUCCAACCUGAUGAUGCACCAGCGAGUUCACACCGGAGAGAGGCCCUUCACCUGCUCCAUGUGCGGAAAAAGAUUUCCAGAUUCUUCUUACUUGCUGAGACACCAGCGGAUUCACACCGGAGAGAGGCCGUUCAUCUGCACCGAGUGUGGGAAGGGGUUCACUCAGUCAUCGGCCCUUGCCAGGCACCAGCGAGUCCACACUGGGGAGAAGCCAUUCACCUGCUCCCAGUGUGGGAGAGGAUUUGCUCUGUCUUCCAACCUGCUGAGACAACAGAAAAUUCACACUGGGGAGAAGAUUUAA
Messenger RNA from Amblyraja radiata (thorny skate), 880 nucleotides. Its product is annotated as gastrula zinc finger protein XlCGF8.2DB-like. Bases 29 to 880 code for a protein of 283 amino acids. NCBI's taxonomy places the organism in Eukaryota, Metazoa, Chordata, Chondrichthyes, Rajiformes, Rajidae. Gene Ontology annotation, molecular function: DNA-binding transcription factor activity, RNA polymerase II-specific; RNA polymerase II cis-regulatory region sequence-specific DNA binding. Gene Ontology annotation, biological process: regulation of transcription by RNA polymerase II. The transcript has a single exon. The record is from RefSeq and is a predicted model, not a curated record.